CCGAGGAAGCGCUGCAGCCCGGGCAGCUGUACUUCGUGCUCCCCGCGGCGAUGCGGCGGCGGCCGCUGCAGGCGGAGGAGAUGGCCGCGCUCGCCAUCCGCGCCAGCGCCGCGCUCGUGGGCGACCACGACGGCCCGCUCGUGUUCCCGGAGGACGCCGCCGCCGCCGGGGGAGGCGCCGGCGGCGCGCGGAGCGGCAAGGCGUGCCGGAGGUCCAGGAGGGGCAGCAGCCGCGGGCGGGACUUCGUGACGGACCUCGGCGCCAUUGCCGAGUAACCGCCGGGGGCCGUCCAGCUACGAGAGAGAGCUAACGGCAGCCUUCGGCGGCAAGGAAAACUGAAAAAAAAAAUCCAACUGUAGUUAGGACGUGUUAACUGAUCAAGCGAAGGCUUUGACUAAUGCUAGCUAGUGUAGGAACGGAACGGAACGGAACGGAAGGGAAGUGCAGCUCCGCUCGCAUGUGGCUGGUGUGCCGGUGUACGUAGAUACGCGGCAGGGUGUACAUGUAGAAUACGCGUAGUAGGUUCGUGCCCAUGUGCGAGGACUCGCCGCGACCCAAGGGCCAGUGGACGACGCGACGCGCCCAGCAGGGCUCUUGGUUGUGUGUGGUGUCUGACGCGCAGGGCCCACAUUGAGCUGAGCUGUAAGCGCUGCUGCGCUGGGAUCGACAUGCCGAUGUGGUGAUUCAACGACGGACGAGUCAACGACUCGAAAUUGCCAUUGUUGAUGCAAGUA
Molecule: messenger RNA, 734 nt
Organism: Panicum virgatum (switchgrass)
Lineage: Eukaryota; Viridiplantae; Streptophyta; Magnoliopsida; Poales; Poaceae
Exons: 1
Coding region: 51-275 (74 amino acids)
Source: RefSeq, a predicted model, not a curated record